CAACCUUAUUUUCCUAUCAGGGGACACUACAGAGCUAUUGCACCCUCUGUUCUUUUUCCCAAUUUGCUUCUUCAUACACUUCUAAGGAUGAAGAUAAUUCAGCUGGAUCCAUCUCUCACAUACCGUCCGGAGCCCGAGAAUCACCAGUAUCGCAAUUAUAAGGAUGGCCCUCUACUGGACAGAGUGAAAAACACAUACACCUUGAUGCACACAUAUCAGACGGUACAGUUUGUUAAAGAGAAGCAUACACAAUGGGGUUCAUGCACACACAGGAAGAUGAGUGUGAUGGAGGCACUUAAUUUGCUGGAUAAUUUGGUUGAUGAAUCUGAUCCUGAUGUGGAUUUUCCAAACUCUUUCCACGCAUAUCAAACAGCAGAAGGCAUCCGUCGUAGUCAUCCAGAUAAAGACUGGUUCCAGCUGGUUGGCUUGCUACAUGAUAUUGGAAAAAUUAUGGCCCUGGAUAAUGAACCUCAGUGGUCAGUGGUUGGAGACACCUUCCCAGUAGGCUGCAAGUUCCAACAAUCCAUUGUGUUCAGUGACACCACUUUUAAAGACAAUCCAGACACAAAGCACCCAAUAUACAGCACAAAAUAUGGAAUUUACAAACCCAACUGUGGUCUAGAGAAUGUGCUUAUGUCAUGGGGCCAUGAUGAGUACCUGUAUAAAGUACUUCAGUUGAAUAAGUGUUCCAUCCCUGAAGAGGGUCUUAAUAUGAUUCGGUUCCAUUCAUUUUACCCAUGGCACACAGGGGGAGAUUACCAACACCUCUGCAAUGAGAAGGACCAUAGAAUGUUGCACUGGGUGAAGGAAUUCAAUAAAUUUGACUUGUAUACAAAAACGGAGGACAUCCCAGAUGUAAAGCUUCUACAACCAUAUUACCAGGAAUUAAUAGACAAGUACUGCCCUGGUGUGCUGAGCUGGUGAUUCUCUUCAGGAGCCCAGAGCAACAUGAAUACAUCUAUGCACUACAGGACAUUUUCCAUUCUACCACUUGACUUGCCAGUUCCCCACAUAAUUCAGAAUCUCUGAUAGAAAAAGUUAGGAUUUCAUUUACAGCAAUACAUGUUUGCUGUUCAUUUAAAACUACAAGCUAUAAUUAAUAUUACUGGUACGGGUACAGGAUCUACUUUUUGAGGUCACCAUAAAGCGUUCAUCUUCUUUCGCCAACCAGUGUCACUCUACCAUCAUAUAAAUCUGUAAAUCAGAAAAAUUAAAAGUGCAAAACAAGAAAUCAUCACAAAGCUAUGAAAUGUAAAAGGGUACAUAAACCAAAAAUAAGUAUAUAUAUAUAUAUAUAUAUAUAUAUAUAUAUAUAUAUAUAUAUAUAUAUAUAUAUAUCAACCAAUUUCCAUCAACACUACAGUAUGUAACAUUUAGUACUAUCUACAUAUGAUUCUUGUGGGAGAGGGCCCUGGAUGUGAAGUUCUGAGUGAAAGCCAGAUUUCAGCCAUUGUCAAUGACUCUACUCUCCCACAACCUUCUCACAUGGCACAGCCUUUGACACAGAAGGGCAGAGAGCCCCAAGGCUACAAGUAAUAAGACAAACAUUCCUUCCCCAGUGAAGCAAGGCUCCUAACAGAUGAAUUAGCAAAUGUAGACUAAUCUCACUACCAGAAAACAAUACACCAACAA
Messenger RNA from Xenopus laevis (African clawed frog), 1632 nucleotides. RefSeq names its product myo-inositol oxygenase S homeolog (gene miox.S). Gene Ontology annotation, biological process: inositol catabolic process. The record is from RefSeq and is marked provisional. NCBI's taxonomy places the organism in Eukaryota, Metazoa, Chordata, Amphibia, Anura, Pipidae. Gene Ontology annotation, molecular function: inositol oxygenase activity; iron ion binding. Gene Ontology annotation, cellular component: cytoplasm.